CAUGACCUCAAAGCACAAAAGGGAAAUCCACCUGGUAGUUGGGAGUUGAGCGCAGCUGCUGUUGCACAUUGAGUCUUGUGCUCAACAACAGUACUGAAAUUCCUUCCUUGGUUCUUGGCCAGUUUUUCCUGAGGUUUCCUUUUUAUUUUUUAGAAACAUUAUCAUCUGCUUUGCCUGCACUAAAUGCCUUCAACUAAAGAAUUUGUAUUAUGUCGCCUUUGUGGAUUUUAGACAACCAUAGAUUUAUUUACUUUUUAAGGACUCGGUGGCAAUUAUUAGAAUUUCUUGAAGUCAAUUUCUCCCUUAUUUUAAAUCGAGGACAUUUUUCUAAUAGACUCAUUGGCAUGGCUUAAAAUUUCAUAGAUGUCAUUUCCCCCUUAUUUUCUUUUGUUUCUAUUGAAAUUAAUAAUUGGGAUCAUCUAAAAUGAUUUAUUUAAUCGGCUAACCCCCUCAAAUCAUCCGGAGCGUGUCAAGGUUUGUUCAACCUUGAUUUGCCCUUGUGGUUGUGCGGUGCAGCGUGCACGCGUGCUUAAUGUAGUUGGACGGCGCGUUCAGGGCGGUGGCCGCGCUUGAAUGAGUGAUGGGUAGCUUUUUAAAGGUCUGGUAGGCGGCGCGUGUGCUGUAUUUACACCAGGCCCGCUCUCGCUCCCGCUCCGCCCUGCACGCCGCGCACAGAAAACUGAUGGUGGGCCGCUGGAGGAGGCGAGACAAGUGCAAACGGGGAUGUAAGCAAGAUCGUCCGGCUCCACUCCCUCCCCCGGCUCGACUGUAGCAUCCUCCUCCUCUUCUUCCUCUUUUCGGCGUAUUCAAACGGAGCUCGGUCCAAGUCUUUUUGUUUUCUCUCUCCCCCCUUUUGGGAGCUCCAUGACUGCGACACUGGCGAUGAGCGGAGGCGGCGGCGGCGGGCACGAGGAGCCCUUCUACCCGUUGCACAAGGCAGGAUUCCACUUCCACCUGGAGGACUUAGGCUUGGAGUUUAAGAUGAGCGACUCGGACAGAAGCGGUGUAAGCGUCUACACACAGGCAAAGUGUGAGAUGGACCGCUAUCUCUCCCCGGAGCCGCUCGCAGACGCUCAGAAGUCCCAAAGAGACAGCGCCGCAGAGGUGGAUCACUUCUUCGGGGAGGCACCGUACACCCUCAACAUGAAUCUCUUCCUGCCUGACGUGGCCUACCCGAGGUCGGGCUUGGCUCAGCCGCCGCGGCCCCCUCAGUCCCACGGGGACCUCGUGCAGAUCAAGACGGAAUCGGCGGCGCCGUGCUUCUCUCAGAACCUCCAUGUGGCCACGGGUAGCUGCGGCGCCAUGGAAACCAACCUUGCGGGCUUGCCUGACUUCACCAGCGCUUUCAAUCAACCUGGUGGCGAGGCAGUGCCGGAGGUGUUCAUCAAACAGGAGAUGACGUCGCCGUUCGAACAGCAGCUCCACCAGCAUGACGGCGGCGCCUCGCUCUUCCAGCUGCUGAUCUCCGGCUUGGAGCAUCACCAUGGCGACGGCAUGGAGGCUCACCACCAUCACCCUCAACAGCAGCAGCAGCAGCACUCCUCCGCUGUCCACACGUCCUUCCGUAGUCCCCAACAAGAGCAGACUGCUAAGUCUUCCUUCUGCGCCGGGCCCUCGUACUCUCGCCCGCACACCCACUUUUUCCAGCAGCAGGCGCCCUACCUGCCACCCUCGCCACCCAGCUCCGAGCCGGGCAGCCCCGACAGGCAGAAGGAGCUCCUCCACACCAUGUCGCCGCCGCCCUCAUACGCGGCCUCCAUCGCCUCCAAGCUGGCGGGCGGCGCCCCAGGACUAGCGAGCGACCCCCUGGCGCCGCCGCUGGCUUCAGGUGCUGCUCCCGCCGUCCCAGGGCAGGCAGCGCCACUGCCUCACGCCCCCGUGGCCACGCAGGCCCUGACAGCCGCCCGCUACAACCGCAGGAACAACCCGGACUUGGAGAAGCGGCGGAUCCACCACUGUGAUUAUCCAGGCUGCAAGAAGGUCUACACCAAGUCGUCCCAUCUGAAAGCCCACCUCAGGACCCACACGGGUGAGAAGCCGUACCACUGCACGUGGGACAGCUGCGACUGGCGAUUCGCCCGCUCGGACGAGCUGACGCGCCAUUACCGCAAGCACACGGGCGCCAAGCCCUUCCAGUGCGCCGUGUGCUCGCGCUCCUUCUCCCGCUCGGACCACCUGGCCCUGCACAUGAAGAGGCACCAGAACUAACACUUGACCACCAAAGCACUCGCUCAUGCCGCCAUUUUUUUUCCUUGUUGUUUUUCUAUGUUUUGGGGGGAGUUCUUGUUUUUUGUCGUCCCUCCGCUGAUGGGGAGCAAAGUCUGACCGACUCCCACGGGAGCAACUGGAAGCUUCAGAUACACUCAAAAGAAAAAAAAAAUUUGCAGCCCUUUGAUGAGUGGAAUGAUAGCACUUAACCCGCCGCCGCGUGUUAGCGUGAGGUUCGACCUGCGCGGAGUUUGCGUGUUCUCUGGGUACUCGGGGUUCCCACAUUCCAAAAACAUGCACGUUCGCUUCAUUGAAGACUCUAAAUUGGCCUCAGUUGUGAGUGUGACUGCUUGUUUUUCCACGACGGAUGAAAUUUUAUGAUGAACCGAAAAUGCAGUCAAACCUUUACAAGUGAACUUGGUUUUGAAAUCCAAAUUUCAGGGCCCCCAAUGCACCAUUCGGUUCAGUAUGUUAUUCAAGCAGUCGUCUUCGGCACGUCGGAGAUGGGCGUCAUAUUCCAAACAGUUGGAAUAGUCCAUCUCGAAGGGGGAGCGCUUGAAAGCAUCAUGAUGAAGUCAAGCACUUGGAAAUUCGACCAAAACACGAGUAAUUGUUUUAAAUCAGUUUUGAUGAGCCGUUUGAGGGCCCCUUGGAAAUCUCCAGCUGCCCGGCAAUUGUUUAAUGCUUAAAUGUUUAAAGAACACUUGUGAAGUUUUCUCAAGUUCAUCUGUAAAGGACAUUUCUGGUUCAUCGUUUGUAUAAAUGGAUGAAUGAAUGUGUGAAACUAGUCAAGCCAAAUCCUAUUUUGUUACUUCCUCGAACUGGAAAAUCCAGAUUGUGCUUUUUCUUUUUUGUUUGUUCUACAGCCAUAUUCUUUGGUUUGCACU
Syngnathus acus (greater pipefish) is the source of this 3095-nucleotide messenger RNA. RefSeq names its product Kruppel-like factor 5a (gene klf5a). Lineage: Eukaryota; Metazoa; Chordata; Actinopteri; Syngnathiformes; Syngnathidae. Gene Ontology annotation, molecular function: RNA polymerase II cis-regulatory region sequence-specific DNA binding; DNA-binding transcription factor activity, RNA polymerase II-specific. The record is from RefSeq and is a predicted model, not a curated record. Bases 865 to 2208 code for a protein of 447 amino acids. The transcript has 4 exons. Gene Ontology annotation, biological process: regulation of transcription by RNA polymerase II.